Brachypodium distachyon (stiff brome) is the source of this 930-nucleotide messenger RNA. Its product is annotated as probable carboxylesterase 2. Bases 1 to 930 code for a protein of 309 amino acids. The record is from RefSeq and is a predicted model, not a curated record. The transcript has a single exon. Gene Ontology annotation, molecular function: hydrolase activity. Lineage: Eukaryota; Viridiplantae; Streptophyta; Magnoliopsida; Poales; Poaceae.
AUGCAUGCAAACAAGACUUCUCCUCCAGAAACAAAGAGUGUCGCCGGCGAUGAUAUCGCCGUCGACCUAUAUCCUUUCAUACGCCAAUACAACGAUGGCCGUAUCGAGCGCCUCCAGCGCAGCUCCUUCGUCCCUGCGUCGGAGGACGCGGCCGCCAACCGUGGGGUGGCAACGAGAGAUAGCAAUUACCCGAUCGACAUCGAGGGGCUUAUCAUGGUGCACCCCUACUUCUGGAGCUCCCAGCGGCUGGCGUCCGAGGCUGUCUGGGACGGCGUCUCCAUGUUUGCGCCUGAAAACGUGGACAGGCUCUGGCCGUUUGUCACGGCAGGCCAGGCGGGGAACGACGAUCCCCGGAUAAACCCUCCAGAGGAUGAGAUCGCGUCUCUGGCAUGCCGGCGUGUGCUCGUGGCCGUGGCCGAGAAGGACAGCCUGCGGGACCGGGGGCGCCGGUUGGCGGCCCAGAUGCGCGACUGGUCCUGGGCCGCCGGUGAAAAUGUGACACUGGUGGAGUCUGAGGGCGAAGACCACGGCUUCCACCUGUACAACCCACUGCGUGCCACAAGCAAGAAACUCAUGGAGAGCAUCGUGCAAUUCGUAGACCAGCGCAGCACCGCCUUGCCGCUGCCGGCCGCUUUGCUCCCGAGCCCGCACGAGCUGCGUGCUGCUGCUGAGAUGGACUCUGCCGGACCCGUUCUUGGCGUGCCUACUAGGCCAUAUAUGGACAUAUUUGGUUAUGGGAUGGCCAUGAAAGCUUGGAGUGGCAGUGGCCCAAGCUCCAUGACACGUACUACUUCGUUACAAAUUGGACAGGGGAAAAAGCCUGAGACAAGGUAUGGAUUAUCUUUGGGCCGAGUGAGACCUACUAAGGCUAACAUGGUCUCGUUAUCAGCAAAAGCCCAUUGGAGUUCUGUUAUAAAGAACUUCUUCUAG